Molecule: messenger RNA, 3372 nt
Organism: Talaromyces amestolkiae
Lineage: Eukaryota; Fungi; Ascomycota; Eurotiomycetes; Eurotiales; Trichocomaceae
Exons: 5
Coding region: 1-3372 (1123 amino acids)
Cellular component (GO): VCP-NPL4-UFD1 AAA ATPase complex
Molecular function (GO): polyubiquitin modification-dependent protein binding
Source: RefSeq, a predicted model, not a curated record
AUGGAGACCCCCUACGUCUUCAGACAUCUCGAUUUGAGUACAUGCCGAGUAGCUCAAAUCCCAGAGAGACAGGUCAUUGAUGCAGGUGGUGAGCGCUGGCAAAAUGAGAGAAUGGACGAGUCUGUGACUGAAGAUGAGUUUUAUGGCGGGCCAUUGCGAGGGAUCUUCUCCCGUCUUGCGCGACAGUCACUUCUGGCAAGCGUGCGCACAUUGGUAUUAGAUGGUUUAUCUGUUCCGGCUGAUCUCAUCGCUGAGAUCAUCUUGACCGACCAGUUUAAUGUAAACAUUCUUUCGAUCAGGGAGUGCUCCCAUCUCAAUGAGCGGAAGCUCAUGCAGACGCUGGAAUAUGCCGUGCGUCCAACACGGCCGGCAGGAACUCCAAAAGUGAAGGGAAUCUACUACUUUACGCCGAAGGAGUCGACCGCAAAGCCGCGCCUUCGUCGAGGUUCAUCCCGACGAGAAUGGUGGCAGUCACGGGUCGGUGGCCAGACAGCAACAGCCUCAACGCCUGAUACAGACCAACAAGACGAGCAUCUGAACGAGUGGUACAGACCAUCCGGUAAGAUCUUGAAAGCCAAGAUUGAAAGUGGCUGGGCGCAGACUAUCAAGAAAUGCGAAGGUAUCAUCUCCUUUGACGCUAUAUUAUGCCGAGGUCCUAGACAUAACACCGACUUCUAUUCGACCAACAAGACACCAAGCACAGAAGGCCCUCUUCUUCCUGCCGCUAUUGCAACAGUCUCUUUAGGGCCUCGUGGCUGUGAUGGCUGCCGCACAUCUCCCGAAGGUCCCGCGAUUUGGGGCGAAUCUCCCGACUCUCAUUUCCCACUCCUUAGCCCUCUACCUCUCCAUGCCUCCAACAUUACCGAUGCUAAACGACCCGUGCCACGAAAUGAGACGGCCGUUAUGAUUGCGCACCGGGAGGACAGCCCAGAGAUCUCUCGCCAGAGAAACUGGGCCCAGGCGUUAGCCGAGACUGCUGGGAAUGCGGGCCUACUUGUGCAAGCUGUAAAGUUGAGCGCCAGCGUAGUUGCGGUACCUGCUACGGCGAGUAUUGUCUCAAGCACAACGACGGAUGUUCCUCAACAAAGUGCGACUGGUGCAACACGAGUUCCCGACGACUCAGCAGAGAUCUCUACUAGAGCGCAAACCUCACGAUCCCUGCCAGGCGACAAAAUCCUCCUCCCUCCCUCGGCGCUCGAACAGCUUCUCUCCGCGGCUCCCAUUGUACAGAGCAGUAUUGCGAGUCCACAACCAAACGCGCCACAGUAUACAUCCACUUUCGACCCGUUCAAUCCAUAUACCUUCGCCGCUGAAUCGAGAGCUCGCGCAAUAGACUCGUACACCUCGUCCGGCGGCGCGCAGCAACAGCCCCAAUUACCGCAUCCGCUCACUUUCCGGCUCGUGAAUCCACGCAAUGGAAGAGUUGUAUAUGCCGGUAUUCGGGAGUUCUCGGCUGAGGAGGGGCAUGUUUCGCUCAGUAAAUUCUUGCGGCAUGCGCUGGGAAUAGACGAAGAAGUAGAGAAUAGAGAAGAUGAAGAGACUACAGUCACGCUUCAUGCGCAACAGCUACCAAAAGGGACAUAUGUACGACUCCGUCCGCUGGAAGCAGGAUAUGACCCCGAAGAUUGGAAGGCAUUACUCGAACGCCAUUUACGUGAGAACUUCACUACGUUGACAGUUGGCGAGUUGCUUACUGUGCCCAGUGGACGGGGUCGGUUUUUUGAGUUUCUGAUUGAUAAGGUUGCGCCGGAAGAGAAGGAAGGGCAAGCGAAUGGGAUUUGUAUUGUUGAUACAGACCUGGAGGUUGAUAUUGAGCCGUUGAACGAGGAGCAGGCCCGAGAGACGUUACAGAAGCUUUCGCAAAAGGCAGCGAGGAAGCCGGGCUCGGAAAAGGGAAGUUCGAGUGGAGGAACGAUCCAAAGAGGCCAAAAGAUACAAGGACGGGUUAUUAAGGGGGAUUAUGUUGAUUAUGAGCUUGACAUGAAGGGUGGGGUCGGACGAUUGCAGUUGGAGCUUGAGGCUGCGGAUGGUGCUGAUCUGGACAUCUUUGUUAGUCCGUUCUCGUCAUAUCAGAGAGCCCGGCCUAGGAGCGACGAGCAUGUGUUUGGGGAUAUGUCGCCCAAGUCGUUCAAGUUCCUGGAGUUAGAUGCGUCUUUACCAGAACUGAUUAACGCAGAGAAGUUGUAUAUAUCUGUACAUGCUUUCCUUCUGCCAGAUGAGCCGGAAGAAGAUACGGAGCCGCCGUUUGAAUAUGCUCUUCGCGUGGCUGAUGCCAUGCAAGUCGAUGUUGGGGAAGAGAUUGCUGAUUCAAAUGAGCACAAUCCAGAUGAAGUACAAUGCAAAAACUGUCAGCAAUGGGUUCCGCAACGCACGCUUUUUCUACACGAAAAUUUCUGUCUCCGAAACAAUAUCCUCUGUCCAAAAUGCAGGAAUGUCUUCCAAAAAUCUUCGAGUGAAUGGCAGAACCAUUGGCAUUGUGAGCAUGACGAGUCAUACGGCAACGACGAGCCCAGCAAAGAGAAACACGACUACAUAUUCCACAAAAUGCAUACAUGCUUCAACUGCGACUAUACUGCAGAAAGUCUCCCAUCUCUCGCGCAUCAUCGCACCACCAGAUGCCCCGGCAAGCAGAUUCUAUGUCAAUUCUGCCACCUGGUCGUCCCUCAACAAGGCGACUCAGAUCCAGACAUGAAUGACCCUGAGGUUCUAUUGUCUGGUCUCACGCCUCAUGAAAUCAUCGACGGAGGCCGGACAACGGAGUGUCAUUUAUGUAAUAAGAUUAUUCGACUGCGCGAUAUGAAAACCCACCUACGCCAUCACGACCUCGAGCGUCUAUCAAGACCAGCGCCAUCGAUAUGUCAAAACGUGAACUGCGGUCGUACCCUCAAGACAUCAAAGGGUACACCACUGGGACUGUGCAAUAUAUGCUUCGCCCCAUUGUACACAGACGCCCAUGACCCCGAGGGCAAGUCACUGAAACGGCGAAUUGAGCGAAGAUAUCUCUCUCAAAUGCUUACCGGGUGCGGGAAGACAUGGUGCCGGAACGCGUAUUGCAAGACGGGUCAUGAGCGCUCUUCUGCGUCGGGGKCGGUCCUACCGACCUCCUCCAAGGAUAUUCUGCAAGUCGUCAGACCUCUGAUUGACCCGAUUAAUACGAAACCACCUUUGACAGACUCAGGCUCUAACGCAGAGAUACCUUUCUAUCUCUGUGCUGAUGAGACGAGCCAACAGCGCCGCUCGCUCGGGGAAAUGCUUGCCGCCGAGAACGUGUAUGAUCUCAGAUGGUGUAUUGCGGCGUUGGAGGGGAGUGGUGGUGAUUUGGAGAAGGCGAGGGAGUGGUUGAGUUCAUGGGCUCCUCGGAAAGAUGAGUAG